Molecule: messenger RNA, 1957 nt
Organism: Dromaius novaehollandiae (emu)
Lineage: Eukaryota; Metazoa; Chordata; Aves; Casuariiformes; Dromaiidae
Gene: PHKG1
Product: phosphorylase kinase catalytic subunit gamma 1
Exons: 10
Coding region: 709-1875 (388 amino acids)
Biological process (GO): protein phosphorylation; glycogen biosynthetic process
Cellular component (GO): phosphorylase kinase complex
Molecular function (GO): calmodulin binding; phosphorylase kinase activity; ATP binding
Source: RefSeq, a predicted model, not a curated record
UCGCAUCUGCCGGGCGGCCUGGUCACCCCGUUGCUGAAAACCACCAACUGCAGCGGAAGAAACAAAACAAGGCAGGAGGGAAACUGCGAAGCGCCCGGCUGCCGGGGCCGAGGCCGGGGGGGUGAGCAGAGUGGGGACGCCUCCCGCAGUGCCACCGGCUACUCAGGGAGAGCCACCGCGCCGGGCAAGGCCUGGGGAGCGCCGCUCCCUGCUCCCGUCCAGCCGGUUGCUGUAGCAGCCAACACAGAAGGGGUUAAACAGCUUCGGCGAGGAAGUGCCGCAAACCCUGCCUCGGCGGCCACCCGUGGCUCUUCCGCGCACGGCCGCUCCCGAUUCCCGCAGCAAAUGUCCCCUGCCCACCGGCCCCGCGCAGCGCCCACCCGAAACGCCUCUCUGGGCGCGGGCAGCGGGGCAGGCCGGGCUCCCCCGGCACCCGCGCCUGAACCGACAUUAAAGGAAAGCGGCGGCGAAACCUGCCCGAGGCUUCGGGCCGCCGCCAAGCCGCGCUGCGGGUUAUUUUUGGCCGCGGCCGCGCAGCGGCUUUGCUCCGCGCUGCCCGCGCAGCCCCGGCGCCGCCGCCCGCCCCAUUUCCGAUCAGUCUCCGGGAAAACGGGGGCUCACGGCGGACGGCUGAGCCCCUCUGCGGCGACGCGAGCUCCCUGCGGCCGGUGAAGGAGCUCUCCGCACGCCGCCGGGCGACACGCAGACAUGACCAAGGAGGAAGAGCUGCCGGACUGGAAUUCGUCCAAGGAGUUUUAUGAAAAAUAUGAGCCGAAGGAAAUUCUGGGCAGGGGGGUGAGCAGCGUCGUCCGCCGGUGCAUCCACAAGGUCACCCGGCAGGAGUACGCCGUGAAGAUCAUCGACAUCACGGCCGGCAACAUCUCCCCCAAGGAGGUGCAGGAGCUGCGGGAAGCCACCUCCAAGGAGAUCGACAUUCUCCAGAAGGUCUCGGGCCACCCCAACGUCAUCCAGCUGAAGGACAGCUACGAGUCCAACACCUUCUUCUUCCUGGUGUUCGACCUGAUGAAGAGGGGGGAGCUCUUCGACUACCUCACCGAGAAAGUCACCCUGAGCGAGAAGGAGACCAGGAAGAUCAUGCGCGCGCUGCUGGAGGUGAUCGAGUACCUGCACUCCAUCAACAUCGUCCACCGCGACCUCAAGCCGGAGAACAUCCUGCUGGACGACAACAUGAACAUCAAGCUGACGGACUUCGGCUUCUCCUGCCAGCUGUGCGGCAACGAGAAGCUCAAAGAGAUCUGCGGCACGCCGGGCUACCUGGCGCCCGAAAUACUGCAGUGCUCCAUGGACGACGAGCACCCCGGGUACGGGAAGGAGGUCGACAUGUGGAGCACGGGGGUGAUCAUGUACACGCUGCUGGCCGGCUCCCCGCCCUUCUGGCACCGCAAGCAGAUGCUGAUGCUGCGCAUGAUCAUGAACGGGGACUACCAGUUCGGCUCCCCGGAGUGGGACGACCGCUCCGACACCGUCAAGGACCUGAUCUCGCGGUUCCUGGUAGUGGACCCGCAGCGGCGGUACACGGCCAGCGAGGCGCUGGCCCACCCCUUCUUCCAGCAGUACGACGUGGAGGAGGUCCGGCACUUCAGCCCCUUCCGGAAAUUCAAGGUCAUCGGCCUGACGGUCCUGGCCUCCGUCCGCAUCUACUACCAGUACCGGCUCGUGAAGUCGGUCACCCGGGAGCUGGUGGUGCGCGACCCUUACGCCCUGAAGCCCCUCCGCAAGCUGAUCGACGCCUGCGCCUUCAGGACCUACAAGCACUGGGUGAAGAAGGGGGAGGCGCAGAACCGGGCCGCCCUCUUCGAGAACACGUGCAAGGCCAUCCUGCUGGCCCUGGCGGCAGAGGAGGAGCUCUUCUGACCGCCGCGCAAAGCUGUGCCUGCACCGCGUCGCGCGUGCGCGUGCGGUCAGAGAUCAGGCAAGUAAAACCUUUGGAAAUCAA